AUGGAUUCUAGAAAUGGGUCAGCACCACAAAUUCCAUUGGAUGCAGAAAUGGAAUCAUUUUUUGAUUCAGCUCCUCCUCUAAAAGACAGUGCUGGGAUUACCCAGAAAUUGAAGGAAUUCAUUGAAUUCAAUUCUGCUCCACCAGGAAAGGGGAGUCCUAGGAGGGUUGUGUGUGUGACAUCUGGUGGCACCACAGUCCCAUUGGAGCAACGUUGCGUGCGUUACAUUGAUAAUUUCAGCUCAGGCCAUAGAGGAGCUACCUCUACUGAAUAUUUUAUCAAGGCUGGAUAUGCUGUUAUAUUUUUAUAUAGGAGGGGAACUUUCCAGCCAUAUUGCCGAUCUCUUCCCGAGGAUCCAUUACUUGAAUGUUUUGAGUGCUCUGAUGACUCUUCUAUUCGAGUGCGCCAACCAUAUACUGAAGCAGUGAAGAGAGCCAUUAGUGAUCAUCACGCUGCUGUAGCUGGAGGUCACCUUUUAAAACUUCCAUUUACAACCAUAUUUGAGUAUCUUCAGAUGUUACAAACCAUUGCAAUGUCAGUGAGGGCUCUUGGGUCACAUGCUGUGUUUUAUCUUGCCGCUGCUGUGUCUGACUUUUAUGUUCCAUGGAAAAGCAUGGCAGAGCACAAGAUCCAGUCAGCAUCUGGCCCUAUGGACAUGCGACUAGUGCAGGUCCCAAAAAUGCUGUCUGUGCUGAAGAAAGGAUGGGUUCCCAUGGCCUUCUGCAUAUCAUUCAAGCUUGAGACAGAUUCAAAGAUUCUUUUGGAGAAAGCUGAAAUGGCUCUUAAAAAGUACGGGAUGCAUAUGGUUGUUGCAAAUGAGCUUUCAACUCGCAAAGAGGAGGUUACAGUUGUCACUGGGAAUGAGAAGAUUCUCGUAUGUUGUGACAAAACUCAGCCUGAUUCUGAUGUGGAAAAACCCCUCAUUGAACUAAUUGUGGGCAGGCAUUCAGCUUAUGUUAAGGAUUCUGAUUGUUGA
Dovyalis caffra is the source of this 975-nucleotide messenger RNA. The record is from the annotation of a GenBank genome assembly. NCBI's taxonomy places the organism in Eukaryota, Viridiplantae, Streptophyta, Magnoliopsida, Malpighiales, Salicaceae.